Vanderwaltozyma polyspora DSM 70294 is the source of this 2013-nucleotide messenger RNA. It is a transcript of the gene ART5, whose product is annotated as Art5p. Gene Ontology annotation, biological process: ubiquitin-dependent endocytosis. Gene Ontology annotation, molecular function: ubiquitin protein ligase binding; protein-macromolecule adaptor activity. The coding region runs from base 1 to 2013 and encodes 670 amino acids. Gene Ontology annotation, cellular component: cytosol; plasma membrane; cytoplasm. The record is from RefSeq and is a predicted model, not a curated record. NCBI's taxonomy places the organism in Eukaryota, Fungi, Ascomycota, Saccharomycetes, Saccharomycetales, Saccharomycetaceae. The transcript has a single exon.
AUGUUUGCAAAAGCAUAUUAUGGAGCACCUGCUGCUACUGGUAAUAAAUUGAAAUCAUCGGUGGUAUAUUUUGAUAUUAGGAUCAAUUCACCUUAUAAAGAUAUUAUACUUCUUCAAGGUUCUCCCUUAGAAAUGGAACCUUAUCCAUUGAGUGGAAAGCUAGUUUUUUCUCUUAGCGAUGAUAUUACAGUUAAAAGGGUUUCAUUGAAGUUUAGUGGGAUAUUUAAAUUAGAAUUCCUACAAAUGGGCAGAUAUAAGGAUACAGGGAAAUUAGCGAGUAUCGUUAAAGAAAAGAAAAUAAUUUUUGAAUGUAAAUGGGAUAAUUUAUUAGUGUCACCUCAGGGUAAAAUUACAAUUGGUGCAGACAAUGUCUAUAACGAAAGAUACAAUAACAAUGGUACUGGUGCAUUGGGUAGGACUUUUUCGAGUUCAUCAACAGGAUUGAAUAAACUUAUUAAAAAGGGUACUUUUUAUUCUAGCAGUGUAUUAGAUCUACCAGUCAAUGGAGCUACUGGAACCCCUUACGAACAUAUGGAAGAUGAGUUAAAAUCAUUGUCGUCCUCCACUUCUAUCAAUUUUAAUCUACAGAAAGGGAACUAUGAACUACCUUUUAAAAUCAUGCUGCCUAGUGAAAUACCAGAAACUAUAGAAGGUUUGCAGAGUGGUAGUAUUUUGUAUAGUUUUGAAGGACAUAUUGAAAGAAGAAAAAAAUCUGGGAUGCCAAUAAUUAUUAGAGAUGAAACUGAUUAUUCAAACUCAAAUCCAAAAUCUGCUAAUGUGAAAACUUAUUCUUACAGGUAUCAUAAAUAUUUUAGAGUUUUUAGAACUUUAAGUUCAGAUAACUUUGCAAUGCAGGAGGAAAUGAAAGUUGGAAAUUCAUGGCCUGAUAAGUUACAAUAUGAAGUGAGCAUUCCAAGCAGAGCUAUCCCAGUUGGAGGGAUUACACCAAUCUCAAUAAAAAUAUUCCCAUUCCAAAAGCAUUAUAUUCUUGAAAAGAUAGGUGUUACAUUAAUACAAUUUUAUUCAAUGAAAGAUUCAUCUGGUCAGUUAUACAAUGAUGAGGUUGUUGCACUAAAGCAAUCUAUGACAGAUUUUGAAGGUUUUAUAAAGAUCAAUGAAAGGACAGGUUCCCUUAUAGAUAAAGUUGAAAUUGAUUCUAUGAUUAAGAUGCCAGAUGAUUUAAAGAAAGCAACUCAAGAUUGUGAUAUUAUCGGUGAAAUAAUUAGAAUACGGCAUAAACUUGCAAUUCAAAUAGUAAUGAAGAGACUGGCUUCAGAUGGUACAACAAAAAUGGUUGAAAUCAAAGCCACGAUCCCAAUUUUAUUAUUCAUAUCACCUCAAGUAACAUUAAAAGGAAGAUACGUUGUACUGGACAACAAUUCUGGCCGAAUUCAUUUUAGAUCAGGAAAAUUUGUUACUUUGUUUGAUAACAACAAUUCUAAUAAUCUGAUGACGGAGGCUGUUGUUAACAAUACUAAUCCAAUAUUUGUCGAUAAUACCCCACCGCCAAAUUAUCAAGAGAGGACCAAAGAUAGACUAUUGCAGUAUAGUACAACCCCAUUACCUUAUGAACAAUUCACCAACACUGAUAUAAUAGAUCAAUUAAUUACAAAUAAUAAUACUGAACAAGACAGGAUCACAAACGAAAUCGAAGAUGAAAAUAAUAGAGAAGGUACCACAAAUAAUAUCAUGCCAUUGAAUUCUGUGCCCACCUAUGAUCAAACGAUGGACGAAACAACAAUUGGAGCUAAUAACACAGUGAGAAAUUUUUACGUUCCAGCCGGUCCACACGCUAGUGGAAUUAGUAAUUCCACAACGGUCAAUGCUAAUGUCCCAGGGAGCACUGCGAAUGGCAAUGUUGAUGGAAACCACAACAUAAAUACAUUUAUGAAUUCUUCAAAUGAAGAAGAUGAAACCAAUUUUAACUUACAGACUAGUACAGACAAUUCCGAAACGUUGGUUGACAGCUCCAAUAUUAUUCGUGAGGAAUUCGCACCGAGUUACUCUGAUUAA